GCGGAAACACGGAGUUUAUAGCGGAACAGACACAGUCUAGCAUGUUCUACACAGCGGGUCCAAUUCACCCCACACACUGGACGACAACCACAAUAAUCACCUGAGAGUAAUGACAGUUGAAAGAGGAGUGUCAGGAUUCUGGAGCCAACAGAAUGGAGCGUGAAAUGUCUCCAGUGAUGCAGUGAUUUCCUCUGAAUCUGAGCAGUCGGGCUGAAAGGAAGCACACUGGCUCUGCCUGGUUGCAGCAAGAUAUUUUUGAGUACAUAUCAGCGGCAUCAGGACCAUUCUCUCUCUCUCUCUCUCUCUCCUCUCCUCUCCUCUCCUCUCCUCUCCUCUCCUCUCCUCUCCUCUCCUCUCCUCUCCUCUCUGUGAUUGGAUAGACAGCCUGACGGUUGGAACUCAACAUGCCAGUGAUGUCAACGCCAGACUUCAGACUGUAACCAUGGGCAACGUGGAGAGCCAGAACGUCGAUCACGCCUUCUACGGCACCCAACAUGGCCACCUGUCCCGUAAGCACAUGUCUCGAUCGCUCCGCGUCUCCAACAAGCACCAUCAGUCCAGUUCUGGUUCCAGCCGCCGCUCCCGUGACUGUCACGCCUCGCAAGGCAAAGUGGAUCACCGAAACUCUGAGACCUCCACGCGUUCCAGCAGCACCCCUAGUAUCCCACAGUCCUUAGCGGAUCACGCCCUGGAGCCCUUCAACCAGACCAAUGUCCUGUCAGACUACUCCUCUCCGAUCUGGGUGGACCGCGUGGCCAUGAACCUCCGGCCCGUCUCCUGCCAUACCCACCUAGACAACCCGUCUGUAACGCCCCAUCAAGACGCAGAGUCACCUGGGACUAGACCCCACGAACCCCAGGGUCUACAGGACAGAGGACUGGGCCUAUACAGUAACACAGGGGAGGCGACCUACCUUCAGAAGACUAGAGACGGACCUAGGGAACCUCGAGAGGUGGUCAGCUUCAAGAAGAAGAGAUCCAAAUCAGCCGACAUGUGGAGAGAAGACGACAGUCUGGACUUCAGUCUGUCAGACCUCAGCCGGGAACACCUCACCAGCACAGAGGAGAUCAUCGACACGGAGGAGGUAGAAGACUUCCCUGAUUGUGACGGCCUGCUGGGGCUCGUGUCCCCUGAGGGUCUGGAGAGUCUGGACGCAGCAGGCCGAGCCAACUCCCUGGACCAGCUCUACGGGGGUCAGAUGACCCCGACCCGCCGACCCGCUGGACGCUACGCUAAGUGGCACCAUGACGCUAACCGCUCCGCCCGAGAGGGUGAUAAGAUGGUGUCUCCGGAAGAGGAGGAUGAUGGGAACUCGUACGGAGCGUAUACUCUGCCCUGCCGACGCUCACACUGCCUGUCUGAGGGGCUAACCAAUCCCCGGGCUGCCACCUGCUCCACAAUGCAGGGACGCAGGGCACAGACCAUACAGGAUGUGACAGCCGGAGAGGGCAGUGAGUACGAGGACAGUGGCAUCGACGGGGUGACUGCUUCGGGGGCGGAGCAUCAGUCCCGGCGCUAUAAGACCAUGUCCAUGUCCUUCUCCGUGUGCUCGGCGGCGGGGCGGAGCCUGUUCGCUGGCAGCGACAGCGGAAGCAGCAGCGGGGGAGGAGCCAGUGAGGGGGUCCAGGGGGUCUACGAGAACUUCAGACAGGAGUUGGAGAUGAGCUCAUGUCAGACAGAGAGUCUGGAGGAGGCGGGGUCAGCCCUGAGUGACGAGCAGAGCACCAUGAGUUCAGCCUACCAAUCAGAUCCCCUGCACGGCGUCGUCCAGGGAACCGUGAGGAAGGCAGGCCGGCUGGCCGUCAAGAACUUCCUGGUUCACAAGAAAAGCAAGAAGGUGGAGUCGGCCACCAGGAGGAAGUGGAAGAGCUACUGGGUCUGCCUCAAAGGAUGCACUCUCUUCUUCUACGAAACAGACGGACGGUCGGGGAUCGACCACAACAGUGUCCCUAAACAUGCGGUGUGGGCUGAGAACAGUAUCGUCCAGGCCGUCCCUGAACACCCCAAGAAGGACUUUGUCUUCUGCCUCAGCAACUGUCUAGGGGAUGCAUUUCUCCUCCAGACGUGCAGUCAGACGGAGCUGGAGAACUGGAUCACGGCCAUCCACUCGGCGUGCGCGGCGGCCGUUGCCAGGCAGCAUCACCGGGAGGACACGGUGCGUCUGUUGAGGGCGGAGAUUAAGAAGCUGGAGCAGAAGAUCGACAUGGACGAGAAGAUGAAGAAGAUGGGAGACAUGCAGCUCAGUGCCGUGACCGAUACCAAGAAGAGGAAGACCAUACUGGACCAGAUCUUUCUGUGGGAGCAGAACUUGGAACAGUUUCAUAUGAGUCUGUUCCGGUUCCGGUGUUACCUGGCCAGUCUGCAGGGAGGGGAGCUGCCCAACCCCAAACGCCUGCUAGCCUUCGCCUCCAGACCCACUAAACUGGCCAUGGGACGCCUCGGAAUCUUCUCUGUGUCGUCCUUUCAUGCUCUGGUGGCAGCCCGUACAGAGAGCGGGGGGAGGAGACGUACCCAGGCCAUGUCACGUACCUCCUCAUCCAAACGUAAGAGCAGGUUCUCCUCUCUGUGGGGCCUGGACACUACUUCCAAGAAGAAGACCACAGCCCACCCCACCAUCAACCAGGUCUUUGUUGAUGGGGAGGAGCCAGUGAAAAAGCCUCUGGACGGGAUCUAUGAUGUGGACACUGCCAGGGAGAGAGGGAAGAGUCAUGAGGGGAAGAGUCUUCCUCAGGUCAACUCAGACAUUCACAUGACAGACAGUGAUAUCUGGGUGCCUGACCACCUGACCCCGUCCUGGGUGUGUCUUCCUAACGACCAGCCUGUCCUCGUCAUCAUCCAGCCUAGAGAGUCUGCUCUGUACGCGCUGGAGACCAUCUGCAAGGCCCACCAGCUGGAUUCCACCAAACAUUACCUGCGUCUCAAGUUCCUCAUGGAUAACCAAGUCCAAUUCUACAUCCCUAAACCUGACGAGCAGCUGUGUGACUUGCUUUAUAAAGAGAUAGAGCUCGGCUCCAAAAUAACCGAAGUCAUCCAGUUCGACAGGGAUGAAUCCUGUAUGAUUGGCUACGGGUUUUCCAUCUCAGUGGUAGAGGAGGAUUUGGUCCAGCAGCUCUACAUAACCGCUGUAAAGGCGGGAGGAUUGGCCUUCGCUAGAGGUCUGAAUGCGGGCGAUGAGAUCUUGCAGUUGAAUGGGAAAGACUCGUGCAGAUUGAAGUUCGGGGACAUGAAGGGGGCAUUUUCCCAGGCCUCUCUGUCCCUGACCGUCAACACUCUGCCCUCCACGGACCGACGACAAAUCUGUUACCUGCCCCCCCGACGCUCUGACGCACAGGAAGUCCUCCACACAGACAUCUUCUCUGUGAACCAGGAGGAGAUUCUGGAUGACGGGGUUGGUCUGAUGCUGGAUAGUUCAGGAGACAGCCUGGACGACGACUCUGAGAUCUUCAGCGAGGCAGACCAAUGCAGAAAGAGUACAGAGCAGGUCGCAGCAUUCUGCCGCAGUCUCCAUGAUAUGAAUCCGUCUGAGUGUGCCACGACCUCCUCAUCCCCCAGCCUGGACUCGCCCUUCGGUCCCCCUGCCACCGGCACCGCCAGCCGCCAGCUCUCCGACGCCGACAAGCUACGCAAAGUAAUCUGUGAGCUGGUUGAGACGGAACGCACCUAUGUCAAAGAUCUCAAUUGUCUCAUCGGGAGGUACUUAACCCCGCUGCAGAAGGAGACGUGCCUCACUCAGGAUGAGCUGGACAUUCUGGUUGGGAACCUGCCUGAGAUGGUGGAGUUCCAGGUGGAAUUCCUGAAGACUCUAGAAGACGGGACCAGAUUGGUUCCAGACCUGGAGAAGCUGGAGAGAGUGGACCAGUUCAAGAAAAUCCUCUUCUCUCUAGGAGGUUCCUUCCUGUACUAUGCAGACCGGUUUAAGAUCUACAGUGCGUUCUGCGCCAGCCACACCAAAGUCCCCAAGGUGCUCGUAAAGGCUAAGACCGAUGCAGACUUCAAGGCGUUUCUGGAAGAGAGGAACCCGAAACAGCAACACUCCUCAACCCUGGAGUCCUACCUGAUCAAACCCAUCCAGAGAGUUCUGAAGUACCCACUACUACUGAGAGAGCUGUACUCACUGACGGACCCGGACAGUGAAGAACACUAUCACCUGAAUGUUGCUAUGAAGGCCAUGAACAAGGUGGCCAGUCACAUCAAUGAGAUGCAGAAGGUCCACGAGGAGUUUGGGUUGGUGUUUGACCAGCUCAUAGCGGAGCAGAGUGGAGACAAGAAACAGGUUGCUGAUCUGUCGAUGGGGGACUUGCUGCUCCACACCAGCGUAGCCUGGAUCAACCCUCCCUCCUCCCUGGGCAAAUGGAAGAAAGAACCCCAACUGGCUGCAUUCAUCUUCAGAACAGCCGUGGUGUUUGUGUGUAAGGAUGGAUCCAAGCAGAAGAAGAAAAUGGGUGGCUCCCAUCGAGCGUCGUCAGUCUCGUCUGAAGACAAGGACCCAUUCCGCUUCCGUCACAUGAUCUCCACAGACGCGCUCCAAGUCCGAGCCCUCAAUAACCAAGACGGAGAGGGCUCUGCCGUGUGUGAGAUCGUCCACGUCAAGUCCGAGUCAGAAGGACGGCCGGAGAGGACAUUCCACCUGUGCUGCAGUUCUGUGGACAGUAAGAAGGACUUCCUGAAGACAGUCCACUCCAUCCUGAGAGAUAAACAACGACGUCAACUGAUGAAGACAGAGUCUCUACCUCCCAACCAGCAGUAUGUCCCCUUCGGAGGCAAACGCCUCUGUGCCCUGAAGGGAGCCAGACCUGCCAUGAACAGAGCAGUGUCAGACCCGGCGAGGACCCUGGGCCGGAGGAAACUGGUGAGGAACCGUUUCACUAUCGACACAGACAUCGUCUUCGACGGCGAGCCGGACCAGGAGUCCGCUCUGUCUCCACUGUCUUCUGAAGAGCCUGAGGGACAGGGACAAAGGGAAGGAAAGGAACGGGGGGAGGUGCAGGCAGGGGAUACAGACCGCUGGGUGGAGGAGCAGAUUGACCUGGAGCGCUACGAGGCGCAGCAGGAGAAGGAGGUGAAAGGAGGAGGAGACGUGAAAGAAACAGAGAUCUUCAGUGGUGAUGAUGAUUUCUGCCUGUCUGUCAGAGGACCCUCUACUGAAUCACUGUCCAACACAGACCUAGAUGGGCCUAUCGGGGCCCUGUCCCUGGGAGAGGAAGGCCAAGAGAGGGGCCCUAAACACCCCCAGCCCCAGGGAGCCAUGGGGACCACCACCCCAGGGAUGAGACUUUCCCACCUGGGGAAGCAGCGUGGCCUAGCUGGGAUGAGUGUGGAUGACCAAGGGGCUAGGGAGGAAGGUGAGGACAUCUGGCUACGCAGGGAGAACUGUCCACCGGACUCAGGCGGUCAGACACUACAGAGCUAGAGUACAAGAUCAGCAGAUGGUUACAGACAGUGUGUCUUACCACUCAGACAGAGAGCUUUAUAUGAGUUACAAAUGGCACCCUUUUCCCUAUUUUCGACCAUAAGGUUCUGGUCGAAAGUAGUGCACUAUAUAGGGAAUAGGGCCCUGUCUAAAGCAGUGCACUAUAUAGGGAAUAGGGCCCUGUCUAAAGCAGUGCACUAUAUAGGGAAUAGGGUUCUAUAGGGCCCUGGUCUAAAGUAGUGCACUAUAUAGGGAAUAGGGUUCCAUAGGGCCCUGGUCUAAAGUAGUGCACUAUAUAGGGAAUAGGGUUCCAUAGGGCCCUGGUCUAAAGUAGUGCACUAUAUAGGGAAUAGGGUUCCAUAGGGCCCUGGUCUAAAGCAGUGCACUAUAUAGGGAAUAGGGUUCCAUAGGGCCCUGGUCUAAAGUAGUGCACUAUAUAGGGAAUAGGGUUCCAUAGGGCCCUGGUCUAAAGUAGUGCACUAUAUAGGGAAUAGGGUUCUAUAGGGCCGUGGUCUAAAGUAGUGCACUAUAUAGGGAAUAGGGUUCUAUAGGGCCCUGGUCUAAAGGGUGCCAUUUGGGAAGCAUCCAUGAGCUUCAAGAAAGAAUCCGCAAUCAAUCAAUCAAUCAAUCAAUCAAUCCCCACCCAUCAAUAUUACAUGUGCAUAGAUAUGCAUGGCACAGCUACUUCAAGCUGCUA
This is a messenger RNA of Oncorhynchus nerka (sockeye salmon), 6107 nucleotides long. Its product is annotated as rho guanine nucleotide exchange factor TIAM1-like. Gene Ontology annotation, cellular component: plasma membrane; synapse; cytosol. Gene Ontology annotation, molecular function: protein binding; guanyl-nucleotide exchange factor activity. Gene Ontology annotation, biological process: positive regulation of axonogenesis; small GTPase-mediated signal transduction; activation of GTPase activity. Lineage: Eukaryota; Metazoa; Chordata; Actinopteri; Salmoniformes; Salmonidae. The coding region runs from base 443 to 5410 and encodes 1655 amino acids. The record is from RefSeq and is a predicted model, not a curated record. The transcript is spliced from 30 exons.